This is a messenger RNA of Callithrix jacchus (white-tufted-ear marmoset), 810 nucleotides long. Lineage: Eukaryota; Metazoa; Chordata; Mammalia; Primates; Cebidae. The record is from RefSeq and is a predicted model, not a curated record.
UUGGCCACGAAGGCUCGGCCUGGGCAGCGUGGCGUCCGGGGCGAGUGUGGUGUCACCAUUGGCACCACCAGCUCUGCUCCUGGGCUUCCCUUCUGCCCACUCAGGACCCACGGCCUCCGUGUCCUUCAGAUGCACUGCUUGACCACUCCCAUGCUGCUGCGGGCCCUGGCCCAGACUGCCCGUGCAGGACCUCCUGGUAGCCGGAGCCUCCAUAGCAGUGCAGUGGCAGCCACCUACAAGCAUGUGAACAUGCAGGAGCCCAAGAUGGACAUGAAGUCAGUGACUGACUGGGCAGCCCAGACCCUGCUGUGGACCGAGCUCCUCUGAGGCCUGGCCAUGACCCUGACCUACCUGUUCUGGGAGCAGGCUACCAUUUACUAUCCGUUCGAGAAGGGCCCACUGAGCCCUCACUUCCGUGGGGAGCAUGCCCUGCGCUGGUACCCAUCGGGGGAGGAGUGCUGCAUUGCCUGCAAGCUUUGCGAGGCCAUCUGCCCCGCCCAGGCCAUCACCAUCGAUGCUGAGCCGAGAGCUGAUGGCAGCCGCCGGACCACUUGCUACCACAUCGACAUGACCAAGUGCAUCUACUGCGGCUUCUGCCAGGAAGCCCGCCCCGUGGACGCCAUAGCCGAGGGCCCCAACUUUGAGUUAUCCACGGAGACGCACGAGGAGCUGCUGUACAACAAGGAGAAGCUGCUCAACAAUGGGAACAAGUGGGAGGCGGAGAUCGCCGCCAACAUCCAGGCUGACUACCUGUACCGGUGAUGCCCCGCCCUCUGCCCGCAGCCUACUGCCCAGUGAAACCACUCUGAC